Molecule: messenger RNA, 354 nt
Organism: Exophiala aquamarina CBS 119918
Lineage: Eukaryota; Fungi; Ascomycota; Eurotiomycetes; Chaetothyriales; Herpotrichiellaceae
Exons: 2
Source: RefSeq, a predicted model, not a curated record
AUUGGAUGCAUCGGAGUCUGCAUCGGCACCAUCGUGACAGCCACUGCUCCGACCAUAGGAGGCUUCAUUGGUGGAAGAUUCAUCUCUCUUCCUUCGCAAAGAUAGCAGCAGUAGCGGCUCCCCUAUAUAUAAUAGUACUCUCGCCACCACAACAUCGUGGAACAAUUUCUGGCAUGUACAAACAUAUUAUAUUACUUCAGUUCAAUAAUUGCCACAUGUGCUGUUUAUGGCUCGAACUUGCAUCUCACCGGUGCUAUUUCAUGGCGUCUCUCACUCUGGCUGCAAAUGCUGUGCCCUGGGUUUGUGUGUUUGGGAGUUUGGUUCUGUUCAAAGUCGCCUCGAUGGUACAGUUCA